UUAUUUUAUCAGUUUUUGUUAUUGCUUUUAAGGUCCUAGAAAACAAUUCUUUUAAGUCUUUCCUGGUGUUGCUGAAAGAAUGGACGAGGAUGAUAAUUUAGACCUGUUAGCUUCUCUCUUAGUAAAGAAUGAAGCAGAAGAAGAUUCUGCAGGGAAUGAAAGAGCAGCUGAAGAUCAAGAUGAGUAUGAUUUACUCUUUGAGGCAGAAGAUGAUGAGUCCUACACCGAGGAGGUGGAAGCGGAAGAGUGGGGGUCCACUUGUAACCAGGAAAAUGUGGCAGAGUUGUUUGGUGACGUGACUGACCUGUUGGAGGAAGAGGAAAAAGAGGAGAAUGGUCAGAAGAUGCCCUAUCCAGUAGCUCUUGAUCAAGUGAAAGAACAUUCCAAUGAAGGUCUUCAAGAGGAGCUGAGAAAAUUGCAAGAGCAGAUGAAAAAAUUACAGGAACAGUUACAAAUGACAGCGAUAGGGAAGCCAGCUGAUUCUGAUCCUUGCAAGAAAACAUCCGGUAAAUCAACUGCUGCUGUCAUUAAAGAAAGGACUCUUUCAAAUGUUCAAGAAUGGCCAUCUUCUGCCCAGCUGAGCUGUCCAGCUUUACCACUGUCAAAAAGCCAAUGCCCAAAACCCAAACCUGCCAUUGCAGCGAAUAAGAGCCAUGCUUCAAAACCAACACCUAGUCUGCUCUCUCAACCACUUAAGUCCAUUGCUGGAAACAGACUGGCUGUGGGUUCCAGUAAGAAAACUCAAGUGCCAAAAAGUUCUGAGGUCAAAAGUCAAGAUGUCUCCAUGGAAAUCUACUCUGGACUGAGAUUAAGAAAACCCCGUGUAUCUUCAGCUGAGAUGGAAAGAAAAAUGACAGGUCGUAAGUUCAUUAGACUUUCUCAAGUGCAAGACAAACUAGUCUCAGUAAAUCUUGAGGAAAUCGAUUGGGUAACAUUUGGCGUUAUAAUAAAGAAGGUCACUCCUCAGAGUUCCAAUAAUGGUAAAACUUUCAGCAUCUGGCACCUGAAUGACCUACGUGACUUCAGCAGAUCUGUCUCACUAUUCCUGUUUGGUGAUGUUCACAAAGAACUUUGGAAGACAGAUCAAGGCAUGGCCGUAGGCCUCCUCAACGCUAAUCCAAUGAAACCUAAAGAAGGAUCAGCGGAGGUGUGUGUAUCUGUCGAUCAUGCUCAGAAGAUCCUGAUUUUGGGGGAAGCCAUGGACUUGGGAACCUGUAAAGCGAGGAAGAGAAAUGGAGGGCCUUGUACUCAGAUCAUUAAUCAGCGUGAAUGUGAAUAUUGUCAGUAUCACAUACAGUCCCAGUAUCGAAAGCUGAGCUCGAAGCGAGCAGACCUACAGGCCACUUUCUCCAACACCUGGGCGCCAAAGAGGACAGCAAGAAGGAACCUCGGCUUGAAAGAAAGGCUUUGUCAAGACAGUUUUUACUACGGGGGUGUUUCCUCUGCAGCUUAUGCUGCUUCCGUGGCUGCCGCUGCUGCUCCCAAAAAGAAAAUCCAAACCACACUGACCAGUUUGGUUGUGAAAGGAGUUGAUGCAAUCCUACAGGAAACCAAAGAAAAACUGGGUUUCCAGAAGCAAUCAUGUUCAGAAGAGUUCAAAGGACUGUUGGCAGUGCCCUCUUCGGGAGCACGGAACCUCAACAAACACUUUGCCCAAGCUGGUGCACUGGGAUCUACUGGGAAGCCAACCCCAGCUUUCCACUCCAUCUCUGCUUCAGCUCUGUUAAAGCAACAGAAGCGGCAAAUGUUGGAUACCAGGAAGAGACGGUCUGAAGAACUGACAAGGAGGUUUCUUCAGAAUACUCCUGUUAUAAAGACCUCAGAGUUACCAUCUUCGGUGGGACAGGCUGUGCUACAGUCCCCAAUUCCGGGGGCCGAGUUUCCUAAAGCUGGAAAACUGUCCAGCCCCCAGACUCCAAGACUUGGUUCAGGUCUCUCUGAAGGGGAUGACGUUCUCUUCUUUGAUGAUUUGUCUCCUCCACCCACCAAACUGAGCCGCUUGGCAGAAGCGAAAAAGAUUGCAGCGAUAAAGAAACUGCGUGCAAAAGGCCAGAUCCUUUCCAAAGUAGAUCCAAAUAGUGUCAAACGGAAACGAUCAGACCUUGAUGUUCCAGGGAUUUCUGAGAGAGUUGAGAAAAAUAUCACUGUUUCAGAAGAUGCUGAAGCAUUAGAGCCUGUCAAAAAGAAACAGCGCCAGCAGCUUGAAUACCUGGAGUCUGAUGAGUUUCAAGAGAUAUUGAGUGCUCAAUCUAAACAUACAGGUGUCCUUAAGGAGUUUGAGGCUGAGCUGCAGGAACGUUACUUUGAGCCCUUGGUGAAGAAAGAGCAAAUGGAAGAGAAGAUGAGGAAUAUCCGAGAAGUGAAAUGUCGCGUGGCAACGUGCAAAACGUGCAAGUACACCUAUUUCAAACUGCUGGAUUCGUGCGUGACAGAACAUCACGAGUAUCACUGGCACAAUGGGGUGAAGCGAUUUUUCAAGUGUCCUUGUGGGAACAGAGCCAUCUCCCUUGACAAGCUCCCAAAAAAACACUGCAGCAACUGCGGCCUCUUUAAAUGGGAACGUGAUGGAAUGCUCAAGGAGAAGAAAGGCCCCAAGAUUGGGGCAGAAACUCUUCUGCCAAGAGGAGAAGAACAAGCCCAGUUUCUCAACAGCAUGAACUAAUGGCUGUUUCCCUCUUGGGCAUUUGGCUAUUGAAUUUCCCACCCGUUUCUGGAAAACUUCUCAGGUCCCUUCUUGCAAGACAUUCUCAUGCUGCCAUCUUUCCUCUAUAAAUGACAGUCUGCUCAGAAUAACUUUUAUAUUGCUUUGAAACCAGGAACAGAUGAGCCUAAUCCUUCUUCAAGGUCGCACUUCAUUGGAUUUUGGCAGAAGUGCCUGUUUUCUCAGAUAUCAACUGGCAUGUUUAGAGGAGAACCUUGAAGUCAUUUCCUUGGAACUUCAGUGGAAGUUUCUCUGAUAUUUUUGCAGUUCGGGAUGUAGCUGAAGAAUAUUCAGUUCUAUUUUCUGAGGCUCAGUCGUGCCUGGAGAAAUAC
Messenger RNA from Candoia aspera, 3033 nucleotides. RefSeq names its product minichromosome maintenance 10 replication initiation factor (gene MCM10). Gene Ontology annotation, biological process: DNA replication initiation; DNA replication. Lineage: Eukaryota; Metazoa; Chordata; Lepidosauria; Squamata; Candoiidae. The transcript is spliced from 19 exons. The record is from RefSeq and is a predicted model, not a curated record. Gene Ontology annotation, molecular function: DNA replication origin binding; single-stranded DNA binding. The coding region runs from base 80 to 2662 and encodes 860 amino acids. Gene Ontology annotation, cellular component: nuclear replication fork; nucleus.